Molecule: messenger RNA, 4065 nt
Organism: Sodiomyces alkalinus F11
Lineage: Eukaryota; Fungi; Ascomycota; Sordariomycetes; Glomerellales; Plectosphaerellaceae
Product: glucose-inhibited division protein A subfamily
Exons: 10
Coding region: 1-4065 (1354 amino acids)
Biological process (GO): tRNA wobble uridine modification; vesicle-mediated transport; tRNA methylation
Cellular component (GO): cytosol
Molecular function (GO): flavin adenine dinucleotide binding
Source: RefSeq, a predicted model, not a curated record
AUGGCCCUGCUUGUUAAUGUCCGAAAAUUCAAACGUGAUGUCCUCGCCAUGAUACAUUGGAAACUAGUGCACUGGCCGUCAGCCACAUUCUCCUCAUACUCGCACUUAAAGCCUCCGCGUCCUCCCGCAUCUUCCAACGUCACACGUUUCGCUGUUGAUCCACCACCACAGGUCUCCGCCGCUAUGGACGUGGCCCAGGCUGUAUACAAUUAUGUCUCCCGCAUCAUCUCACCACCUGGCGAUGCCUAUACGUCCAGUCAUUCUGCCAAGAUGAAAGCCCUCCUAUUAGACAAGGAGACGGUGCCUAUUAUUUCUACGGCAGUCACCCAAUCCACACUGCUCAGCCACGAGGUCUACUUGAUAGACCGCCUGGAGAAUUCAUCCAGGGAAAAGAUGCGGCACUUGAGGUGUCUCUGUGUCGUUCGGCCCUCUCCCGAAUCCAUACAACACCUCAUCGACGAACUCCGCGAGCCCAAAUAUGGCGAGUAUUUUAUCUAUUUCACCAACGUCGUCAAGAAGUCUUCGCUGGAACGACUCGCCGAGGCCGAUGACCACGAAGUUGUCAAGCUCGUGCAGGAACAGUUCGCCGACUUCAUUGUCAUAAAUCCUGAUCUCUUCUCUCUUGGCCUCUCCGUACCCCAAUAUCGUGUCUGGUCAACCAACCCAGACGUCUGGAACCCUGACGCUCUUCAGAGAUGCGCCGCCGGCUUGGUGGCCGUUCUUCUGGCCCUCAAGAAGAAGCCCGUCAUCCGAUACGCCAGGAGUAGCCCGCUAGCACAAAAACUAGCAACCGAAGUUCGGCAUCUUAUGACCCAGGAGGACCAGCUUUUCGACUUCCGCAAGGUUGACACGCCGCCUGUGCUGCUGAUCCUCGACCGGAGGGAGGAUCCUAUCACCCCGCUCCUCACUCAGUGGACAUACCAGGCCAUGGUGCAUCAUCUGCUCGGCAUCGACAAUGGCCGAGUCGACCUUAGUGGCGUCCAUGACAUUCGACCCGAGCUGAAAGAGAUCGUCUUGUCCCAUGAUCAGGACCCUUUUUUCAAGAAGAACAUGUACCUCAACUUCGGCGACCUUGGCGGGAAUAUCAAGGAAUACGUCGAACAAUACCAAUCAAAGACACAAAAUAACGCCAAUAUCGAGUCUAUUAGUGAUAUGAAGCGCUUUAUUGAAGAGUAUCCAGAGUUUCGAAAGCUCUCAGGCAACGUCAGCAAGCAUGUCACCCUAAUCUCCGAGCUGAGUCGACGAGUCGCCGCCGAGAACCUACUCGAGGUCAGCGAGCUGGAGCAGAGUCUGGCUUGUAACGACAACCAUUCCGGUGAUGUCAAGAAUCUGCAAAAUAUCAUUCAGUCCCCCAAAGUAACGCCGCAAAACAAGGUGUCACUGGUUUGUUUGUAUGCUCUUCGCUAUGAAAAGCAUCCUGGCAAUGUGCUCCCCAUGCUGCUUGACCUCCUCGUUGCCGCUGGUGGUGUCUCAAGACACCAGGCAGGCCUGGUGGCAAACCUCCUUACGUAUCACUCGUCCCUCCAAAAGUCACAGUCCCAGACGGGAAUAGCAGACAUAUUUGAGUCCACCGGCAUAUUCUCUGGCGCCCGGGACCGUUUCAAGGGGCUCAAGGGUGUUGAAAAUGUCUACACCCAGCAUAGUCCCCUUCUCGAAGGCACUUUACAAAACCUAGUCAAGGGCAAACUCAGGGAGCAACAGUAUCCCUUUGUUGAAGGUGCGAGUGUUACACGGGACAAGCCACAGGACAUUAUCAUCUUCAUCGUGGGCGGUGCAACCUUUGAGGAGGCCAAGAUGAUUGCUGCUGUAAACGCAUCGUCUCCAGACGUCGGGAGGGCGACGAGGGAGAAUCGGGGAGUAUUUUUGACCCUCGGACAACAGAAGACGACCAGACGCUUCAUUGAACCCCAACGGAAUUACCAAACGAAGACCCUACUUGUUGGUGACCCAGGUCAAGCGUCGUUUCCGCCCACGUAUAGCAUGCGAACGUUCCGCACCAUAUCAGUUCUUCAACGGUGGAAAACGCCCAGAUCAUUGCGACAAGAUCGAAGGACAUUAGCGUCGGCUGCGCCUAACAACAGAUUCUUUGAUGUGGUUGUCGUAGGAGGCGGCCAUGCCGGCGCCGAAGCGUGCGCGGCAGCCGCACGAGCUGGCGCGAGGACUGCUCUAGUGACGCCUAAGAUGGACAACCUGGGUACCUGCUCUUGCAACCCAAGCUUUGGUGGCAUCGGAAAGGGCGUCAUCAUCCGUGAAAUCGAUGCGUUGGACGGUUUGUCGGGGAGAAUCAUAGACAAGGCCGGUAUACAUUUCAAAGUCUUGAACCGCCAGAAGGGACCUGCUGUCUGGGGACCUCGCGCGCAGAUCGACCGAGAUCUAUACAAGAAGUAUAUGCGGGAAGAACUGGAGAACUAUCCGAACCUCUCUGUGGUCCUGGGCAGCGUCUCCGAUAUUGUAUUAUCCUCCCACAAUGAAUCAUCUGAUGGCUCACAGAGUAGGAUAACUGGCGUCCGGCUCGAAUCCGGCGAGGUGAUUUCGACGGGACGGGUCAUCAUAACCACGGGGACCUUUCUCGGCGGCGAGAUUCACAUCGGUUUAGAGAGCUAUCCCGCGGGCCGAAUAGGAGAGGCGGCCACUUUCGGACUCAGCAAGUCUCUUAAGGACGCGGGGUUUCGUCUCGGGCGGCUCAAGACGGGAACACCGCCGAGGGUAUCGCGCCGUAGCCUCGACCUCUCAAUACUGGAACCCCAGCACGGCGAGGACCCUCCAUCGCCGUUUAGCUAUCUCAACGACACGGUGGCCACGGAUAAACAACUCGAAUGCUACAUCACCUACACUAAUGAGGCCACACAUGCGAUUGUGCGGGCCAACCUCGACAAGACCAUUCACAUACGCGAAUCUGUGAAAGGCCCACGGUAUUGCCCGUCUCUCGAGUCGAAGAUCAUCCGUUUUCCGACCAAAGAACGACAUAUCGUUUGGCUGGAGCUGGAAGGCGUCGACAACGAUGUUGUCUACCCGAACGGGUUGUCAAUGACCGUCCCGCCAGAAGCCCAGGAACAAAUUAUCCGGUCGAUCAGGGGUAUGGAGAACGCCAAACUCCUACAAUCAGGAUACGGCGUCGAAUACGAUUACAUCGAUCCGAGGAGUCUUAAAGCCACGCUCGAGACAAAAGCCAUCAGAGGUCUGUACUUGGCAGGUCAAAUCAAUGGCACGACAGGCUACGAGGAGGCUGCGGGCCAGGGUAUCGUGGCUGGCAUAAACGCGGGCAGAGCAGCCAAAGAUCUCGAGCCCAUCACCGUCUCGCGAGGGGACGGCUACAUCGGCAUUAUGAUUGACGAUCUCAUUACGAAAGGCGUCUCGGAGCCCUAUCGCAUGUUCACAUCACGCAGCGAGUACAGGCUCACCACGCGGGCUGACAACGCAGAUCUGCGACUGACCGAGAAAGGACGAGGCUGGGGCAUCAUCUCGGACAGGCGCUGGUCGUCUUUUUCGGACGAGAAGCAGCAAAUCGACGACCUCAUGGCGCUUCUCUUUUCCUCGAUCAAGUCUCCCACGGAGUGGAUGAGGGACGGCUUCCAAGUCAAGGACGAUAGUCGACGUCGGGACGCUUGUGAAAUCCUGCGACUGCGCGACGUGACGUUAGACCAGGUAGCGGCAGUGAUACCCGAGAUCAACCGCUAUCCAAAACGAGUAAGGUCGCGUGUCAAUAUCGAGGCAGUUUACGCACCCUUUGUGAAGAAGCAACUGGCCGAACGGAGGACCUUCGCGCGAGACGAGGGACUGCGGUUGCCCGUCGAUCUCGACUACGAUCAAGUUGCGGGGCUGUCGCUGAACGAGAAGGAGAUUCUCAAAGCCGCCAGGCCAGAGACACUGGGUCAAGCUCGCCGGCUGGAAGGCGUCACACCAUCUGGCUGUGUUCGGCUUCUCGUGUUCGUGAGGCGCCAGGAACGAUCAGAGCGCUUCUCAGGCUCAGUCCCGAUAGCCAAGUUCUCACUCCCUGCGCGCAUCGCGCCGCAAGGCACGGAGUCGCAGAAUAAUGACCCGUUGGAAGGAAUAACCACGCGGUAG